AUGGGCGCGAUGCCCUUUUUCAAGCCGCGAGAGGGGAGGCUCUCCUCUGAUCCCUCCGAGUGGCUCAAGGGCGGCCCCUGGGCCGGCACGCGCUACGAGGCGCGCGUCGCGAACGCCAACGACCCCGCCGCGGCCUCCGCGCCGCUUUCGGCAGUCGAGGAGUCGCCGCUCUCCGCCUUUUUGCCGCCGGCCGUGCUCGCAGGCCACGAGCUUGUGCUGCUGCCGGAUCAGAUGUAUGCGGUGAUACCCUCGGCCGUGCCUUUUUGCGAGGGCGCGGGCGCGGGCGGGGAGGAGUUCGUGUUUGAAUUCGGGGGCCUGAUGCGCGAGGGCCGCGGGCUGCGGCGCGUGCGGGCGACGUACGCGCCGGGCGGCCGCGCGUCGGCGUUCAGCUUCGAGGCGCUCGGGCCGGCGUGA
Monoraphidium neglectum is the source of this 414-nucleotide messenger RNA. RefSeq lists its product as hypothetical. The record is from RefSeq and is a predicted model, not a curated record. The coding region runs from base 1 to 414 and encodes 137 amino acids. The transcript has 2 exons. Lineage: Eukaryota; Viridiplantae; Chlorophyta; Chlorophyceae; Sphaeropleales; Selenastraceae.